Messenger RNA from Triticum urartu, 440 nucleotides. The record is from RefSeq and is a predicted model, not a curated record. Lineage: Eukaryota; Viridiplantae; Streptophyta; Magnoliopsida; Poales; Poaceae.
UCUGUUCUGCAGGAUGGCAAUGAGGUUUUCUUCCGCAUCAAGAGAUCGACACAGCUGAAGAAGCUGAUGAACGCCUACUGCGACCGUCAGUCUGUGGAUCUCAACUCCAUUGCUUUCCUUUUCGAUGGUCGUAGGCUCCGUGGUGAGCAGACCCCUGAUGAGCUGGAGAUGGAGGAAGGCGACGAGAUCGACGCCAUGCUUCACCAGACCGGAGGGUGCUUUCCUCGCCCUUAGAAGGAGCUUGCUUGCAGCCUGGCUGUUCUAUGUCGUAUGCUACCUUUAGAACUAGAGUAAAAUGUAAGAAGUGAAAGAACUUGUGAGGCUAUGGUUCUGUGCCAUAACCUGAGGGGGUCUGGAGGUGAAAGAACAUCGGAGUACUGUUGAUGUCGUGACUGAACUAUCAUCCAUUGCCUAAUAUAUCAUGCCUUGUUGUGUUCCUA